AGUUGGCAAGGCACCCAGCUGAUUUUUAUUAAAUGGUCGCUAUUAUAUCUAGAGCAUCUUUAAAACCAAAACAAUUUGUCAUGCUUAUCAGGUUAUACUGCUAUAAUACCAAAAAACAUCGACUUUAAAAUGGAGCAGGUCCAAUUGAAAGAGAAACCACAAUUAGAAGACGAGGACAUUCAAGUGGACGAUGCGGCUCAAGUUACAGAGGAGUAUCUAGUAAAAGAAGAAUACGAAAUUGACGAGGACUUUGGGAUUCAGGAGUUUGUGAUGGAAACCCCUCAACCACCUAUCAACCAAUUGGCCGAGAUCAGCCAACGGGUUCGGGCCUUAGAAAACGCAAUGGAGGCGAACACGAAGCAGCUGGCGGAGAACACGAAGCAGGUUGCAAAUAUGACGGCCUUGUUGGAGUUAUUUUUAUUCAAGGGGAAGGCGAAGGAUGUGGCUGUGGAAGUAAAGUUCCCAGUCGCAUCGGAAGAGGACCUUGUAGCUUUAGAGCUUAAAAUAAGCUCACAGUUAAAAGAACGAUACAUGGAAGCAAUAACAAAAAUCUUAAAGAGCAAGCAUUUGUCCAAGGCAAUCAAGGGCGUUUUGACGGAACCGCUCUUGUGCGCCUACAACAUAGACGGGCUUAACGGGAAGAAGUCUUUAAAAGCAUUUCCCAAAUUCUUUUCCGUUCUGAUUGAUAGCAUAAGCACAUUACCAGGCCAGCAGCCAGCGGAGAAGGCCUUGGCCCACGCACUGUCAUGUGCGAAAAAUAAUGCAAAUAAAAAAAGGAAAAAAUUAAUGGAAAUAAAAAAUUAAUAAAAAUUGAAUUUAAUUUUAA
Molecule: messenger RNA, 826 nt
Organism: Drosophila santomea
Lineage: Eukaryota; Metazoa; Arthropoda; Insecta; Diptera; Drosophilidae
Exons: 5
Coding region: 130-804 (224 amino acids)
Source: RefSeq, a predicted model, not a curated record